UGUUCGUGACUAUGCCGCAUACUGUCACUGGAAUGGAUAACGGAAGUUGUAAAAAUAUGGUUUCCAACCUACCACUAUUGUUUGCUGGUGGGUACCCAACGUCACUGGAAAGAAUAACGGAAGCUCAGUUAGAAAAAUUCAUUCCUUUUAUGGUGCAGUGCUCUCUAGGAUAUAUACAUAUUCCUACUUUAGAAGAAUACAGUGAACCUGAAUGGUGGCCAGGAGAUCUUGAAUUCAUCAUACCUUUCUGUCGUCCAAAAGCAUUUAGAGGGAACUGGUUAGAAAAGAUGAGAGAGUUGGUUGUCAUCUGCUAUUCGUUCCACAAAUGCGUCUUUCUUCUUAGAUUUUGCACUGAUUUGGCAUCUUACGAACCAGCAUCUUUGAGAUUCAUUAACAACUACAACUCUACGACGUCACUAUACCAGCGCCACACGAGAAAGUUGCUGGUUACGUUCAGAAACGAAAAUAUGCUUUAUGAUCAAGCACAACAGACUUCUGGUCGAAAGUGCCUUCUACCCAAACAAAUAAAUUCACAGCAAUCAGACCUACAACAUGAACAAAUGGUUGAACCUGCAUUCUUCGAUAUUUACCUUUGUGAUGACUGCGACGCUGAACUUUACUCCUAUGAUGCGUAUGUGGAACACGAAAAGGUCUGCUUGAAUCGAAAAGUGGUCCAAGAAGAUAGCGAGGAUGAUGACGUCAUUUUUUGUGGAAGUGAAGUGCUACCUACACCCAAGCGAUCUGAUGAACAUAUUCCCGUUUAUACCGCACAAAAUAUGUCAUCAUUUCUCAUGAAUUUCAAUUUGUUCAAUAAAAACAACCCACUGGCCUUGCGGAAAAUUGGCAGUAUUAGUACUAGCGACCAAAACAUCAACAUAUUGAAAGGAUCUCCUGAAAAGCUUCGACGUCUCCCACGACGCACGAGAGGAAUUGUAACGCUUUCGAAAUGUACAUCAAUACCACUAUCAUCUCCGUGUGGUCAAUUCCUGCUCAGAAGUAGUAAAACAGUAAUGUCGAUUGAUUAUCAAAUGGAACGAUUGGAAAGGCUUGAACGAUUUUGUUUUGCACCUGCUCUUAUCAAAGAUGGAACACUAAUUACCAAUCGCCCAAAAUGGUUGAAUACAUGUAGACUAAAUACUAACGUAUCGGUAUCCUAUAAGCGGGGAUCCGACGAACUGGAGCACUAUCAUAGCUACAAGUUUCCUCGACGGCAAUUGUCCUCUGCAUGUAAAAUGCGUAAUUUUCAAUUUUAUAACAAAUUACUGAUCAACAGAUGCAAACCUUGUGCUAUAAAAUUACAAAGACUGACUGCUCAAGACAUUGAAAACCGAAAUAUCGACAUCAGGUUGCAACAUCUCAAUAUAACUAGAGCCUGUGCAUCGAUACAAGUUUUGCCAGAUGAACCGAAUAAAACUAUGCAUGUUGUGGUAGAUUGUAUAGACCUGUGUUCUUCGGAUGACGAUGAACCUGGAGUGAGCAUCAAUCAUAAUGGCUGUAUCAUUGCAGUAGACACAACAGAAGUUGAAAGACUGGUUGGAGAAACCCAAAAACCAUUACCUUCAGAAAUAAUUACCAAUACGGCAUCAUUAAAAAAUGCUACCGACAUAAAUUCUUCACACAUAGCCAGCAAUAAAACUGCCGGACACUGUACAUUUCAGCCGCUAACACCAUCUCUGCAUCUCUUCUCUAGUGCGCAUAAUGUUAAUCCUGCUACGUCACCGUCGCAUGCCCAUCCAAGUAGUACGAAUAGUUUACUACAGUGCUCGCUUUGUAUAUCAGAUGAAACUAAUGAUAACGAUAUUAUUCUCUCAAAUAUGGAAAAUCUAACAGAGGUAAAAGAAAAUCGAGUGAACGAUUGGCUCAAUGACGCAGCUAUAUCAACGGAAACUUUGACACAUAUGCCGCAAUCCCAUUUAGUUAUAACAACAGCAACACCGGUGAUAAAGAAUAGUGGUGGGAUUGCAGUCCCCAAAACAUUGCCAUCCUUGAUGAUGCUAGCAAGACCUCCGAGUCCGACAAGUAAGGAUAUACUAAUCAGACAGCGAACGGCUACGACGGUUGAUUUAAGUUAAAAGAUUUGUUGCUCUGUUCAUACGGCUACGUUGUUAAUUGUUAAAAAAUGUAAAAGAUUGCGUGGUACAAAAUCAAGACUUUUUCCGCAGACUACAUGUCAAAGACUGAUCAAUCUCACAUCAAAGCGUUCAAUAAGUGGCAUGACUCCAUCUUUGCGGCUAAUUUUUUUCGAAAGCAUACUGCCAUAUGUAAUUCGGCAGCCUAAUCUAGCAGAUUAUUUUUUUGAUAAGUGGUCAUCGUUUGCACACGUAUUUUAUUCUACAUUUCCAGUCAUUUUUUUUUUGUUUCCAAAAGCUUAAAUUAAUUUCUUGUAGUAACGUAUUCAGUAUGUUAUAGAUAAACAUAAUUUCCAUUUCACCCUGUAUAAAUUUGAUUGUAAUAUUUUUGAUAUCAUAGAAUAGGAUCUGUAAUUAAAC
Molecule: messenger RNA, 2489 nt
Organism: Ochlerotatus camptorhynchus
Lineage: Eukaryota; Metazoa; Arthropoda; Insecta; Diptera; Culicidae
Gene: ova
Product: ovaries absent
Exons: 4
Coding region: 12-2072 (686 amino acids)
Source: RefSeq, a predicted model, not a curated record